AUGUCGAACGUCGAACAGCGGCCAUACGUGCCAGCGAAGAAGAUCAAUACUGACUUUCCGCUCAUUGAUAGUGAUCCACAUUUCAAGCGAGUCAUUGGCUAUGCCCGAACUUCAGACUACGCUGCCGGAGCAGCAACCGCAACCGCAGGCCCAGGAAUCCUCCUCUUGAUGGAGAGAAUCUCGCCCUCACUUGUCGGAAAAGGAGGUUUCGCACCCAUCAUGCGCCUAACCGGAGCCAUCGGCUUGACAGCUGGAUUUCUGAUGACUUAUCAACGCUCAAUACUGCGAUUCUACGGCUUCACAGAGAAUUCCCGCGAGGUAGAAAAGGAUAUGAAGGAAAUGGUAGCCAAGGUCAAGAAGGGGGAGCCGUUGUAUGGCGUGAGCAGCACGACGCCGUAUAUCCAGGGAGUGGCGAGUCGAAACUCGAGGUAUUCGGGGUUGUGGUUGCAUGUUAUGCCGUGGUUCAACUUUGUGAAUCAUAAUCAGCAUGGGGUAGAUACGGCGAAGUAUUAUCAGCAAGCUGAGAGGGAGUUGGAGGCUGAGAAGAGGUGAGAUAUGGGAUAGAGGUAAAGAGUGCUUUGUACAUAUUGGGAAUUAAAUUUGUCGAUUAAGCAUACUUCUUUUCGGUGGUUUGAUUUGGGUAUCAUAUCCUCUAUCGCUAUUGCAGCAAUGCAACCUUCUAUAAAGCUCCCUAUGUCAGCUCGCGCUGCUUAUUCGUCUUCUUGGACUUCUUCCCUGAACUCCUCUUCUAAGCUCCAACCCAUUC
This is a messenger RNA of Mollisia scopiformis, 766 nucleotides long. RefSeq lists its product as uncharacterized. The coding region runs from base 1 to 552 and encodes 183 amino acids. The record is from RefSeq and is a predicted model, not a curated record. The transcript has 4 exons. NCBI's taxonomy places the organism in Eukaryota, Fungi, Ascomycota, Leotiomycetes, Helotiales, Mollisiaceae.